Molecule: messenger RNA, 5281 nt
Organism: Gadus chalcogrammus (walleye pollock)
Lineage: Eukaryota; Metazoa; Chordata; Actinopteri; Gadiformes; Gadidae
Product: zinc finger protein 385C-like
Exons: 11
Coding region: 1-1875 (624 amino acids)
Cellular component (GO): nucleus
Molecular function (GO): nucleic acid binding; zinc ion binding
Source: RefSeq, a predicted model, not a curated record
AUGGUCCGCGCGAGACAAGCAGAGAACGGCGCGCGCGCGUGCCAUCCUCCCGCUUGCUGUCAUCGCGCGCGUGGGACCGAACGCCUACAUGCGCGCGCGGUGCAGAGCGCCAGUCACAACGGAGACCCCGGACGACGCCGGCGAACAGACAUGAAGUAUCCCAAGAGCCCUGGUUGUCCGGACAACAGCCUUCCUCCCCGGACUCCCGAGGAAGACGAGGACGAGGAAGGAGAGGACAGAGAGCUGGUCGCCGGGCGGCGGGCUAAGCGAGAGCGUCGCCAGGGCAACGGCAGUGCCACACCCUGCCAGGUGUGCAACAUCCAACUGAACUCCUGGGCCCAGGCGCAGAUCCACUACCGCGGGAAGACCCACCAGAGGAGGCUCCGCCGCCUCAGCAAGGCCGCCAACACAGGGGGACUUACCAGAGGACAGCCCCACCCUCUGCUGGCCUCGCUGGCUCUCCCCGGACGGACCCUCCCGACCCAGACCCCCCCGCAGCUCAGCCUCAAGCACUUCCUGCCCCUCAGGGUGAACGGCUCCACCGGCCCCCUCCACCUCUUCCCCAACUUCAGCACGAUGGACCCAGUGCAGAAGGCCGUGAUCAACCACACCUUCGGCGUGGCUCCGCCCAAAAAGAAGAGCAUCAUCUCCUGUAACAUCUGCCACCUCCGCUUCAACUCCAUGAACCAGGCAGAGGCCCACUACAAGGGCCACAAACACGCACGCAAGCUGAAGGCCCUGGUGGGGCAGCGGGGCCCCCAGCGCAGCAGACAGAGGGCUGGACCCACCCCCCUGGCCCCCGGGAGAGACCGGCAGAAAGAGAGAGGGAGGGCUGAAGGGGUGGCCGUGCUGAGAGACACACAGCGGACCGAUGAAACCAGUCGCAUCGUUGCCACAAUGUCUCCGGAUUCCCCACGGCAACAAACUGAACCAACCCAGGCCAACGUGCUGCCGCUCAUCCUGGUCUCCCCGAGCGCCGACACCACACCCACCUCACCGGGGCUGCCCCCACAAGUUCCCAACCAGACAUGUUCUCCGCCCCCUGACACACUGAUGUCAAAGGCGCUGGUGGUCUACACCGGCGCCCUCCUCCCCGGCCCCCUCCUCCCCGGCCCCCUCCUCCCCGGCCCCCUCCUGCCCGGCCCCCUCCUGCCCCUUCAGACCUCAGACCCCACCCCACCUGCCCAGGGCAGCUCCCCGCUGGGCAGGCAGGAGGAGCCGCAGGAGAAGGAGGAGGGGAAGGGAAGCAAGAGGAGCAGGAACAAGUUGCAGCUCCACUGUCCGUUGUGCAAAGUGACGGUGAACUCCAACUCCCAGCUCGAGGCGCACUGCCUAGGCUCUAGGCACAAACAGAUGCUGGACGGUCAGAGUGGUGGCGGCACCCAAUUGCAACGCAGGGUCAAGGUGACAUCAUCGGCUCGCCCGGCCAGCCGUCCAAAGUCUUGGGCAGGCUUUAAGACCAGAGCUGGCCCGGUUCCAGCCGGUCAGCCCUUCCACUGUGAACUGUGCCAGCUGUCCGUCAACUCUGAGUCACAACUUAAGCAGCACAUGAGCAGUCGGAGACACAAGGAGCGUGUGAGUGGGAAGCCGUCCAAGCCCAAGUUCACUCCGUACGCUAAGGUCCAGCCAAGCACGCUGCUCGCGACUAAACUGGCCCUGCAGAAACAUCUGUCCAAGGCCCUGCCUCCGGGCUUCCUUCACAACCCCUUUAACCCCGCCGCUCUCUGCACGCUAGCCUCGGGGCCGCUGGCCCUGAGGGGCCCACACGGCCCCACAGCCUUCUUCCAGGGGCCUCUGAUCAGCCCCACACUCUUCAGGCCUGCCCCCGGACCCCUGCGAGCCACGCACGCACCCAUAAUCUUCUCUCCAUACUAGCCGUCCGGCCACAACCUGCUAACUUUAAACCAUACCCAGCCCAGUCAUGGAUACGCUUCCAUACUACAACUACAAGCCAGGAGCUAAUCAAGCGAUGCUUACCCAUGACUUUGCUAGCACAAAAGCUCCAGCUAGAUCAAGCUAUACCUAGCCUAGGCUGGCAUAAAGGUACUAGCAAGUUGCUAUCAAGCUAUACCUGGCCUAGCCGAGGCUACCAUAACAGGCUUAUCAAGCUCUAACUAGCCUACGCUGGGCUAGCAUUACAGCAUAGCCAGUGGCUAAUCAUGCCAGUAUAACAUAACUGGGUUGGCAUAGCAGUGUAGCCCUGACGACAGUAGAUUGAUGUCCCGUUUGGCAGGUUUCACGUCAUGACUAAAGUAUGCAAACUCCUUGAGCUACGGGGAUUUAGAUGUGAGACGCUGAGAGACCGUGGCGUCCCACCGAACAUCGAAGAUCCCCUGCUCUGAUCAGCUGUUCUCCUGAGGUUCCUCUCAAAGCCAUGAUGACAAGACAGAUUUAUGUUUGUUAAUAAGACCUUGCUAGUUUAAAUAUAGAUUGUCUGUGUUCAUUAUACACGUCAACGUUGCCAUUUAUAUCCUUAUGAAGAUUUCUCAAGUGUGCUCCAAGGGAACAAGUACAAUCUUUUCAUUUUGUGUUCUUCAGUUUUGUUUACAUUGCACAACUCAUUUCUGAAAAAAAAUCCUUAAGAUGAUACAUAACCUUUGAAAGACUGAAUCUGCCUAUAAGACAUUUGGCUUAUUUUGUGUGUGUCUCUCUCUCCCUGUAAGUCUCUCCGGGGAACAUAGUGGCAGUCCGUCGUAACCCUUCAACGCAAUGCCAAGUACAGACUUCAAGCACACAGUUUAAUCCCAGGUUUUGGAUUUGCAAUUCUUUGAGCUGCAUGUCCUUAAGGAGCAGGUGGGGGCUACGGGCAUCUUGACCACGGAGGCCUACAGUAGACUGCAGACAUCUGGUCGACAUUGGGGAGUGAACCUGGAACUUUAUGGCUGUGUUGUAGGGAUCCACUCUGGCCAAGAGAGUGUGUGUUUCUUUGACUUAUUAUAUCAUGGUACAGCUGUGUUUUUUAACCUAAUUUAUGUAUUAUAUAUGAGGUUAAAAGAAGAUGAUGGACAGAUCAAAUCUGAAUAUUUUAUCCUUGUUUGCUGCUAAUACACAACUAAUUCAAUUCACUGAUAACUUUAUUGCAGACCCAGUGGAGCCAUAAUUUACAGCUACAGACAAACCUUAAAAUGUACUAAUUUCCCAUCUAAAAAAUACACAUGAUGCAGAGCAAAGCCAGUGCCUCUGAUGUGAUUCUAGCUACCAGGUUUGUUAGAACUACUACGGCAGAAUUCCCAGACACAAUCAGGCGACAAAUACAUGUAUGCAUUCGAUAUCUUAUGACCUGUCUAGGCAAGACGGUACACCAACAAAGACAAACAUAUGGCUAGCACUGUUAUGGCUUGAUGCAGCAACAACUGCAUUGCGUCGUCAUCGUUAUGUGCGGGGCCACCCUGUGUAUUUGCAUGCAGAUUUUCCUCCAGCUGACCCACAAGAAAGCAGUUUACUGUUGUGUAGAAGGCUUUAAACUAUGAACAAUUCAAAUUAGCACAACACGUAAACUUUCAAAUCGACAAUUUGGACCUUGCAUAGCCUAUAAUCAUCAGUGAGGUCAUUGAUGAUACAGUGGCUGGCCUUUUACCUCUUUACAUUUGUUGAGUGCAUUACCAGACAAGAAUAAGGACAUUUAGAUUCCUGGCGUCUUUUGGAUUCAACAAUCUUAUCGUUGCUUUUUAUUGCAUUAUAUUUUGAGUUAUGCAUAUUGCAUUAAAUUUUAUACCAUCAUCAACCCCAUACUGGCAGCAUAUUUGCAAAAAGCGUGGCAGGCCAGCCCCCUUAAUAUCAACAGGUUAUCUGCAUGCAUGAGAUGGUUACUGUAUUACCAACCAUACAGCCUUUCAUCUGUACUUAUAGGUCACUCAUGUACAGGUGGAAUAAAACAGGUGAUAACGCUCCACUCUGCCUGAUCCCGUUGCUAAAACAAAAAGGAGCAGACACAGUGGUACCCAUGUAGACUGCACUGUUUGCGGUGCAAACCUGAACACCAAUUUCCGGAUGGUAUACUUACACCUCUAAGAUUUUAGUGAAUCCUUUUCAUGAAUAACUCUCCAGAUUAGAUGCAUUCAGGCAAAGGUGGCCUCAAUAUAUGUGUUAGGUUUGGGGUUAGAUACAUAGAUACAUUUAGGCUGUUGUAUUUAGCUUAUAUUUACUUGAGGAAGAAUAUACAGAUAUUUGCCAUGUUUGCUUUUAAAGCAAAAUUGGUAAUCACUGGUGAGAAUACAAAACUAUAUCUUCUCAGCAGGAUUCUCAGUGACACCAUUAUUUAAAAUUUAGUUUUUCUCCCUACAGAUAUUUUACCGGCCGACUACGCUCAAGGCAUGCCUUGCUCUCUAUAUACAUGAUAGUAUUUUACAUUACAUACAUUUGGUGUGUACCAGUCCAGUAUGCCCCGUAAUCAAAGUCUCAAAUUUUCAUCCGGUUCUAAUUUAGUGGGACGAAGCCAGUGGUUUAAGAUGAACUUGAAAGCAUGAAGGUUUUCUCCUCAGACCAGUCUCUCAUCUAAGGGGGUUCUAUCCACUAUGUAAUACAAUGUAAUUUCCGUUUAAAGGGUUUUAUCAUUUUAAUGAGGUUAAGGGGCGACACCUCUUUGGCAGAACUCGCCACCACCAUUUGAGAGCAUUUUUUUUUAUAUAUAUGGCAUCCAGAAAAGUUUCAGAAGUAGUUUCUUUGAAGUAGUUCCCCAAACAAUAAAUAAUAUGCUUGUCCUUCUCUUAACUGAGGGUGGCAGUGUUGAGCGGUGAAGAAGAGCUGCUCCGGAAGAUGAAAAACGUCCUAAAACCUCAUUAACCUUUUCAUGUUUGAUAAUUAUCGGGGGCCCAAUGCAAGAUAUUUUCGUGGUGCCCUCAAUCCCUAGUGACGAGGCUGGCUACACUAGGUAGUUCUCGAAGGCUUAAUGACUGAAUAGGAUAUAUAUAUAUAAAUGAAUGACUUUCAAUAAAUUAACACCCUGUGUAGCUUUAAAUCAAUACUCAUUAUCUAAAGAAACACAUCUCUCUUCCACCAGAUUGUGCCAAACCAUCUCAAGCAAUAUGUCUUUGAAGUUGUAUGAAGUAUUACCUAUAAACCCAUGCAUUGCAUAAUUUAUUGUACAUCCAUUCAUUGCAAUAAUGUAAAUUAUUAUUCAUUAAGAGAAAAAUGUCUAUAAAUUGUUGUAUAUUACUCUAUAAAUUAUACAUUUCUUUCAUAUAACAGUGUUUGAUUCUUAUUAAGUAAAUAGGCCAAGGGGCCAACCCCUCAAAACACAUGAGAGAGAACAAUUUCACUGUUAAUUCAUGAUUAUUUUUUA